Molecule: messenger RNA, 1613 nt
Organism: Monomorium pharaonis (pharaoh ant)
Lineage: Eukaryota; Metazoa; Arthropoda; Insecta; Hymenoptera; Formicidae
Exons: 5
Coding region: 124-1500 (458 amino acids)
Biological process (GO): potassium ion transmembrane transport; stabilization of membrane potential
Cellular component (GO): membrane
Molecular function (GO): potassium ion leak channel activity
Source: RefSeq, a predicted model, not a curated record
UGCGUGCAGCCUUGUCGUCAAUGUUGAGUGAAAUAUGUACGAUCGUAUGAUCGAGCGGAAGAUCGCCGGACACAAUCGCGGGGUUUACGGUGGUUAUAGCACGGCGCAUCUUGACCUUAACCGAUGGACGUACCCCUUUUCCCGCGGCCGCCGGUUAUCGGGGAUGUCGCGACACCCCUCAGUGACGUGCCGAGCGUCGCGAAGCUACCACGCGUUCCGGUGUCCGGUGUCGCGGUGUCCGGUCCACCGUGCGUACGCGGACGAUAUGCCGUGCCUUUCUUACGAUCCCCCUCGGGCACCAUCACCACCACCAUCACCAAGAAGCGACGUCGCGUCUGCAGGAACUUGGUCCACCCGCGAGUCAAGACCGCGGCCGUUGUCAAGGAUGCUGCACGUCGUCGCAUCACCGAGUUUUGCAUGAGAAUGACGGAGCGUCGCGCAAAAAACGAUGAGAGAGACGAUGACGACGAUGUCGUUUGCGGAAUCGACAUUACGGAUCCACCGACCACGAUAUCCUCUUAUGAGAUCUCACCUCGCUUAAAAAACGGCGUAAUACGGAAAUGGACAAAGUCCGUGACUGUCCAGACCAUAGAAGGAUUACCGCUGCGACUGAGAAUCCUACCAUCCCUCAGAGACAUCGAAGAGGAUAAUGGAAAUUCUACGGGGAGAUUCUUAAGAUUUUGGAAGUAUCUUAGGUUUUUGGGGCGACUGUCGUUAUCGCAAUUCGGUCUUCUGUGGCUGCUCGUGAUAUGGAUAGUGGCGGGCGCGGCGGCGUUUUGCGCCACGGAAGGUCCUCGCGAACGCGAACAGGUCGUGUCGCUGAAGAAUAUGCAAGCAGAUUUAGCAGUCAGCUUGUCCACGGAGUUGCGUCAAUUGCGGACAGAACAGGAUCAGGAUGUGGAGCCACUGUGGAGCGAAAAGGUCCGCCAGUACGUUGCCAAACACGAAGAGCUCCUCUUGGUUGCCGUGAGUUCCGGUUACGGUGAAGGUGGUAAUAGCGGACAAUUGUGGACGUUUCCCGGUUGUGUGUUGUUUGCCAUAUCGCUAAUUACCACUUUAGGUUUUGGAGCGCCAGUUCCGCGAACUACCGCUGGUCGCACAGUAGGAGUGAUUUUCGCCAUUAUCGGAAUUCCUGCACAUUUCCUUCUUAUAUUGAAUUUCGGCCUUAUGGUGGCUUUUGGCCUACAAAGAUACGCGCUUGCCAGACGAGGCGUGCAACUUAAUAAUGCAGAAUCUAGAAGGAUGCCUAGAUGGAUCAAGAUAAUGUCGUUCGUUUGUUCAGCGCGAUCGAGACCGAUCGCGGCGAGUGUGCUGUUUCCGUUGGACUUCACUGCGGCAGGCGGUCUCUCUACCAUUGCCGGUCACGUACGAAUAUUGUACGGCCUAUAUUUGGAAGGCGCUGUUACUAUCGCUGCGAUAGUGGUAGCUAUAUUACGAGUAUCGGCAACGCAGAGUCUCACAAACGUUGGACUAAAAUACGGCCUACUGAUCGAAUCUUAAUCUGUAUAAUUAAAAAAUUUUCAGCCUCUUGUACAUACGUAAUUCCUUAUAUUGCGUUUUUCACUGUUACUCUGAUGUCAACCUCAAUACAGUAAACAAACUGUUGACGAAUA